This is a messenger RNA of Cladocopium goreaui, 625 nucleotides long. NCBI's taxonomy places the organism in Eukaryota, Dinophyceae, Suessiales, Symbiodiniaceae. The record is from the annotation of a GenBank genome assembly.
UUCAGACACCCAAUUAGCUCAGCCCUGCCAUCCGGCUGAUCAUGCCAGUCCUAUAUGGUCGAGGCUACCUUUGUUGGAUCAUGGCUGCCUCGGUCAGGACCAAGGAUAGAAGCAAUUUUCGGAUGGGGAACAUAAAGGAGACCUUAUACAUCCCAGAUGGUCCACACGCGUACUUUGGAACAUGGACAGCCUGGCGAAUGGAAACAAGGCAUCUCCAAAGGUGACAGAUGCUGACAAGAGAGUUCACGAAUGUUCACGAUCUCAAGAAGCUGUGGCAGGGCAGCUCACCGAGCCAGUGGUUGGCGGAAGCGCUAACCAAGGCCUCCAACCCUGGCCUGCAAGAAGUUUCGUGGAUGUUCUCACGUUAUGCAACUGCUUUGCAGGUAACACGGCGCUUUACGAAGAGGAUGCAGCGGCUGAAGGAGUUCAAGCGAUGCCGACAUCAACAGGGCCACUGCGCUCCAUCACUGCAGGGCUGGUUUCGCAUCUGAUACUCUUUUUGACUGUCCUUGUACAGCCUCCCAAUGCAACACGUGCUUGUACAACAUUCCACAUGGCUGGAAUCAUGAGCAGAAUCAGGUGACAAGAAGCUAAGAAGCCUUUGCUGCAUUUGCGUGACGUAAAG